This is a messenger RNA of Phalaenopsis equestris, 2538 nucleotides long. RefSeq names its product 65-kDa microtubule-associated protein 3-like. Gene Ontology annotation, biological process: microtubule cytoskeleton organization. Gene Ontology annotation, cellular component: cytoplasm; spindle. The transcript has 13 exons. NCBI's taxonomy places the organism in Eukaryota, Viridiplantae, Streptophyta, Magnoliopsida, Asparagales, Orchidaceae. Gene Ontology annotation, molecular function: microtubule binding. The coding region runs from base 113 to 2137 and encodes 674 amino acids. The record is from RefSeq and is a predicted model, not a curated record.
CUCCCUCUCUCUCUUCCACUCUCCUUGACGAAAGAUCCAGCUGCUGAUCUCCAUAUCACUCCUAUUGGGCUGAUAAGGGAAACUCUGCGGAGUGUGACGGUUUUAACUCCAGAUGGCCAUAUCUCAUAAUGACCAGCUUUCUCAGAUCGAAACAACCUGUGGAUCUCUUCUAUAUGAGCUUCAAAUUAUAUGGGACGAAGUUGGAGAAUCCGACUCUGAUAGAGACAAAUUGAUUCUUGAACUAGAACAAGAGUGCUUGGAGCUAUAUAGAAGAAAGGUUGAUCAAGCAAACCAUUCGAGGGCCUAUUUGCGUCAAGAGAUAGCUGAUGUGGAAGCUAAGCUUGCUGCAAUUUGUUCUGCAUUGGGUGAGAGACCAGUUCUUCUCAAGUCCAAUCAAAAUGCAUUAAGUUUGAAGGAAGAGUUGAAGGCUAUCACACCGCAAUUAGAAGAGAUGCGAAAGAGGAAGAAUGAGAGAUUGAGUCAGUUCCUUCAAAUCAUGGAGCAAAUAAGGAAAAUCUCAAGUGAAAUUUGGCCUAAUGGGCAAUCUCAACACGAAAUGAUUGUUGAUGAAUCUGAUCUAUCCACAAGAAAGCUUGAAGAAUUUCAGAGACAGUUAGAGGCUCUAAUAAAGGAGAAGGCUGAUCGGCUGAAGCUUGUAUUGGAACGUUUAAGUACCUUAAAUUCAUUAUGCUUAGUUCUUGGUAUAGAUUUCGAGCAGACCAUUAUAGAUGUGCACCCGUGCUUGGAUGAUGAUGAAGGGCCAAAAAAUGUUAGCGACGAGAUGAUUGAAAAGCUGGCUUCUCUCAUACAAAACCUGAGGGAAGUUAAGUUACAAAGAAUGCAAAAGCUUCAAGAUCUUGCAGCCAAUAUGUUGGAGCUUUGGAAUCUAAUGGACACGCCAUUGGAAGAGCAACAAUUAUUUCAGAAUAUAACAUGCAAUGUUGCUGCUUCAGAACAUGAAAUUACAGAACCGAACACUCUCUCAGCUGACUUUCUCAACUAUGUAGAGGAAGAAGUUGUUAGACUUGAAAAUCUUAAAGGAAGCAAGAUGAAAGAGCUUGUUUUGAGGAAGAAGGCUGAACUAGACGAGCUGCGACGUAGAACUCAUUUGAUCGAAGAAGGUGAAAAGGAGGUGGAAAUCUCGGUUGAAGUCAUUGAAUCUGGUGCUGUUGACCUUUCUUUAAUCCUGGAGCGGAUUGAAGCCCGGAUUUCAUGUGUCAAGGAGGAAGCUUUUAGCAGGAAAGAAAUACUUGAGAAGGUUGAGAAAUGGAUGGCUGCUUGUGAGGAAGAGGCCUGGCUAGAAGAGUAUAACAGGGAUGAAAACCGUUAUAGUGCUGGUAGGGGAGCCCAUAUCGCAUUAAAACAUGCUGAAAAAGCUCGAGCAACAACGCAAAGGAUUCCAGGAAUUCUGGAGGCUUUAUGCAGCAAAAUCAUAGCAUGGGAGGAAGAAAGAGGAGCAGAAUUUACAUAUGAUGGUGUUCGCCUUUUGUCAAUGCUAGAAGAGUAUUCUUUCGUCCGACAUCAAAAAGAGCAAGAACAAAAGCGGCAGAGAGAUCAGAAAAAGCUGCAGAGCCAGUUUCUAGCUGAGCAGGAAGCAAUUUUUGGAUCGAAACCGAGUCCCUCGAAGCCGCAGGGCUCGAAAAAAAUUCCUAGAAGAACCUCUUCAGGAUUUACAAGCCGAAGAUUGUCCUUAGGAGCAGCAGCGAUGCAACUAAUGAAACCUGAUUUUCCUUGCAUUAAAGCAACAACCUCAACAAAGAGAGGAAAUGAGUUGACUUUUGUUUCUCCUGCCAAGAAAGGAGUAUUGGAGGCAGGGAUUCCAGCAAGGUUCUCUUCUUCUAAUUCAGAUAACAUGAAUUCCUUCCAAUCCAAUCCGCCUCGAAAGUCUUUCGGCGUCAUGAACACAAGCGCUCAGCAUUCUGAAACACCCAGGAAGCCAUUUGCGCUCCUUGGUCCAGCCAAUGUUGUACCAUUAACUCCUUCCCAGGAAGAAGAAAAUCAACUGAUCUCAAUAGCUCCAGGAACAGUGCUGAAGCCCAUGGAGAUCGUCGCCACCCCAGCAACCUUUCUAAGAGUUUUGGAUGAGAAGGAAUACUCCUUUGAAGAAAGAAGAGUUGCAGUUUACCAGAGAAGAUAGAGAGGAAGGAGACGAAAGCUGCUCUGUUCUUCAGUUUAUCAGAGAAGAUGAGGAUGUGUUCUGUUCUUCAGUUUGAAUUUGAAUUUUAUGUGGCUUUUAUAUGGAGUUACCGUUAGCUCCUUUCAAUGCAAUCUCAUCAGAUUAGUUUAAUUUAGGCUGUGAUAGGUGAAUAAUAGGGUCGGCAUAUGAUGAUUCAAUUUGUAGUCCAUGCCAGGCUGAUAAUGUGCUAUUCGAGUGAGGCUCAAGCUCGGGACAUCAGGGGACUUAUGACGCCAUUGCCAAUCAAAGUGCCAACUAGUUCGCACAUAUGAUGGCUCGGUUUUGCUUGGGAUGGACUUAAAAAUUGGAUUUUUUUGCUUUUUUUAUUAUAUUUAUAUGAUAUGAAAUAUGUGAUUUUGAUU